AUUCACUCACGGAGAUGGGUUGGGUUAGGUUAGAUUUUUUUGGAGCGGAGACCCUUCCCCGCCCACGCGUUUACUUUAUAAUAAAGUUGAACUACAUCAAGAUCAUGAUCAAGGCGAAGGAUGUUCUAAAAUUGAUAGAUGAUAAGAGAGGACCCAUUGAUGAUUUGGAACGGAAAGUCAUCGGACAGACACGAGUACUCAUCGACGGAGACAGCAAGAAUUGCAGACGACAAGAAUGCAACAUGGGAAAUUUAAUCUGCGACGCUAUACUUGAUUACUAUGCCAGGGAAUACUUGAACAAAGACGGAUGGACGGAUGCUGCCAUCGCGAUCGUAAACAGCGGCAGCAUUAGAACGUCCAUCACCAGAGCGAGAAAUGAUCAGGUCACCCGGAAAGAUAUUAUAAGCGUUUUGCCCUUCGGGAAUGUCGUUGUUAAGGCUUCCGUAACAGGGAAACAGAUCCUUUCGAUGUUAGAAUGGAGCGUUCAUAAUCUCGACAACUUAACUUCCACCGGCAAUCUAUUCGGCGCUUUUCUACAAUAUUCGGGAUUACAGGUGACAUAUAACACAAACCGACCACCCAACUCAAGGGUAGUUUCCGUUCAAGUACAAUGCGCCGCUUGUCGAGUACCGACAUAUAGCAAACUCCAACAAAAUCUCACCUAUAAUAUCCUCAUAAAUGAUUUCCUUGCAAAGGGCGGAGAUGGUUUUCAUAUGUUGGAGAACAUUAAAACAAUCCCGCUGAGUAUUACUAUGGCGGGAGCGAUAUUGCGAUAUUUCAAUAAACACAGUCCGGUAUAUCCAGGCGUGGAGUGGAGAAUUUCGUACGUAGAUACAAUGUACAUAGAUAAUCUCGGGACGACGUACCGACCGAUUGGGAUGACAAUUCUUUUACCAAUCAUUACUUGGCUAUUGAUGACAUAAAGGAAAUGCUAUUAAUUUAAUAUGAUUAAAUAUCAACUUGUGACUAAAUGAUUAUAAUUAAACAGAUUAUAUCUCGAACUUUUUA
Formica exsecta is the source of this 1008-nucleotide messenger RNA. Its product is annotated as 5'-nucleotidase-like. Gene Ontology annotation, biological process: AMP catabolic process. Bases 15 to 923 code for a protein of 302 amino acids. Gene Ontology annotation, cellular component: plasma membrane. Gene Ontology annotation, molecular function: 5'-nucleotidase activity. The transcript has 6 exons. The record is from RefSeq and is a predicted model, not a curated record. Lineage: Eukaryota; Metazoa; Arthropoda; Insecta; Hymenoptera; Formicidae.